GCUCAUACGGCCCACCCAAUAAACAGAAAAGGAAACGGAGAAACGAAUUCCGAGUCUCCGACUCUGAGCUUAGUCGACGGAAUACUCAACAGACCGGUUCGCCGGAGUCGCCACUGGAACCUUAUCAGAAAAUUCCCUAGUACAUCAUCUGUGGAUCUCCGACGACCGGUAAACGGAUUCUGUGAUAUUUCCGGAAGCUCAUUUCACUGUAAUAUUUUUACGUUAAACCCUUCCGCAGGGUUUUAUAAUCUCCUCAACUUUCACUAAUGCGCCAGAUUUUAUGUAGAGCUCGGUUACAAUGGUUUGCGAGCUCAACUUUGCGGCUAAAGCCCCCUCUCUACUUGGGCGACUGGUUGGACCUAGCAGAGUUGAAGCAUUGUGUACUUUGACAACUUCUAAUGGUUUAAUGCACUGGACAGAUUCAACUACAAAACCCUUUCAGGAGCAAAUUGUUGAUGCACUCUGCUUGGGAGAGAGGAGUAAAGCUUCUAGUUUGCUGUCAGAGCUUGUGCGGACUGUCAAAACAUUGAAAGCCAAUGAUUUUCUUUUAGUUCUGCAGUAUUGUGCUAGAUUGCCUGAUCCACUGUUUGCCUUGGAAACAUGGAAAGUGAUGGAGGAAAAGGAAAUUUAUGCAGGUGGCAAAUGCUACUUUUAUACCGUUCGAGCACUUUGCAAGGGAGGCUAUCUGAAAGAGGCAUUCAACUUGAUGGGCUUGCUGCGAGAAAAUCCUGCUAUGUAUCCGCUUUUGCCCCUGUACAACAGUUUCUUCAGUGCUUGUGUUCAAAAUGAAAGUGUAAACUAUGCUAACAACUGCUUAGAAUUGAUGGAACACCAGAGUGGCAACAAUGAAAUAACAUACGCUCUGCUUCUCAAGCUUGCAGUUUUACAUCAAAAUCUGCCUGCAGUGCAUGAGAUAUGGAAGGAGAGCAUCAAAUACUAUAGUCUAAAUAUCAUUUCUCUACGAAAGUUCAUAUGGUCCUUCACAAGGUUGAGAGACUUGGAAUCUGCCUAUGUGACCUUACAGUACAUGGUGCGUAUGGCUUUCCGAGGAAACUCUGUCAUCUUUAAGACUGCUGAAGGAAAGUUAUCUGAUUCAAGAUUGGACAUACCAAUUCCGUUGAAUGGUCACUUGAGCCUCAAGAAUUGUACCAAAGACAAUGGUAUUGUACCUUCUGUACCUGAAAAUGUAGACAGGAGUGUUACAAACCCUGGCAAGCUUGGGUUUGAAUUCAAGUUUGGUGUGGAAAGUCAUGGAGCUAGCAGGGUCAUCACAAGUAGGCCAGUAAAACAUCUAGAGCUUCCUGUUAUGAAGCUACUUAGGUGGUCUUUCAGUGAUGUGAUACAUGCGUGUGCAGACAUGCAAAACUGUACAUUAGCAGAGCGGUUGAUUUCACAGAUGCAAAAUCUUGGUUUGGAACCAUCUUCCGGCACAUAUGACGGCUUCUUAAGAGCAGUUGUGCAAGCAAGAGGUUUUUAUGAUGGCAUGCAAGUGCUAGAAGUUAUGCAACAGAAAAAAUUGAAGCCUUAUGAUUCUACUCUUGCAGCUAUUUCCGUUGGUUGCAGCAAAGGUUUACAACUAGAUUUGGCUGAGUCCUUCCUGGAUAAAAUAUCAAAAACUCCAAGUCCUUAUCCUUAUAACGCCUUUUUUGAAGCAUGUGAUGUUCUGGAUCGACCUGAACGUGCUGUUCGAAUGUUAGCUAAAAUGAAAAAAUUGAAUAUCCAGCCUGAUGUCAGGACUUAUGAGCUGCUGUUUUCAUUGUUUGGUAAUGUGAAUGAACCUUAUGAAGAGGGCAAUAUGUUGUCACAUGUGGAUGUUGCUAGACGGAUAACUGCUAUAGAAAUAGAUAUGAUGAAGAAUGGCAUUCAACAUAGUCAUGUAUCAUUGAAGAAUUUGCUAAGAGCACUUGGAAUGGAGGGUAUGAUAAAGGAGCUUACUCAGUAUCUGCAUGAUGCUGAAAGACCAUCUUCUAGCUUAUAUGCUUUGCUGGGAACGCCUGUCUAUAAUGUAGUUUUGCAUUCACUUGUCCAGGCUAAAGAAACGCAUAUGGCUGUAGAAACAUUCAAAAUAAUGAAAUCGAGAGGAAUUUCAUCAGAUGCUGUUACAUAUUCUAUCAUGACCAAUUGUUGCAGCACUAUGAAAAGUGCUAGAUCUGCUUAUGCCCUGGUUUCGAUGAUGAUUCGUGAUGGUUUUUAUCCAGAGACUGUUACAUACACUAGUCUCAUUAAGACUUUGCUGGGACUUGAUGACUUUAACGAGGCACUGAAGUUGCUUAAUCAGGGGAAGCUGGACAAAGUCCAACCAGAUGUGCUGUUAUACAACACUCUUCUUCAAGAAGCAUGUCAAAAGGAAAAAAUUGAUGUGAUUGAGCUUAUUGUUGAACAGAUGCACCGAGAGAAGAUCCAACCUGAUCCAUCAACCUGUCAUUAUGUUUUCUCUGCAUAUGUUGACCAAGGUUUCUACAGCACUGCAAUGGAAGCAUUGCUUGUGAUGAGUAUGCGAAUGAUCGAGGAUGAUGACAUUCGUGAAGAAGAAAGGGCUGAAUUUGAAAAUCUAAUUGUUGCUGAAGACAUGGAAGCUCAUAAUAGACCUUUUAAAAUCUCUAUGGAUGAUAUCCAUUUCGCCCUAUUGCACUUGAGAUGUGUGCAUAUGCUUGGAUACACGGUAUCAUGGUUACCAAAUGAGAGUCAGUGGGCCAAGAGACUUUCAGAAAAUUAUGCACUACUCCUUGAGAAGUAGUUAGGGGCAACUAACACAUUCGUUAGGGAAGUGAUAUUAGGCAUUUACAGAGCGAUAGUGCUGCAUCAAUUAAUUACUGAUGAUUCACUCAUGGAGUAGGAUGGAUAAGCGUCUCACAACUCGUGGAGCAAACGGAUAACCUUCCUACACCAAUUUGGACACAUUUACAGCCAAGAAUUGUCCCUGACUGUUGGUAGUUCAGAGUUCAUUGUCACUUGUACUUUCCUUUUUUCUUUUGGUUUGGUAGAAAGCAACUAUUUUUCCGUUCAUUGUGCCGGUAAUCUGCGUCAAUGCGAGUUAGAGAACAGUAGCAUUUUUUGCUGUACCAAACCCAGUUUUGUAGACAAGGAAUAGACCGCGUCUGUGCAUAGACAAAUCUGUAGCUGUUGGCUAGAUUAGAGUUUGUAUGUUUACUGAGUCAAAUUUUGAAUAUCUGACAUGAAGAACAAUAAUGACGUACAUGUACAAUUAUGAUGUAUGUCGUAAUGUCCUUUUUUUUUUUGGUC
Molecule: messenger RNA, 3243 nt
Organism: Coffea arabica (coffee)
Lineage: Eukaryota; Viridiplantae; Streptophyta; Magnoliopsida; Gentianales; Rubiaceae
Source: RefSeq, a predicted model, not a curated record